Messenger RNA from Staurois parvus, 278 nucleotides. Lineage: Eukaryota; Metazoa; Chordata; Amphibia; Anura; Ranidae. The record is from the annotation of a GenBank genome assembly.
UAUCUCUACUUUUUCUUUCUUUCUUUUUCUUCUAUAUGUGGUGUGACAGUAGGGCGAUCUGUCACCCAGGAUUCUCAACGAGGUAGGUUGAGGGGCUCCGGGGUAAGUGUUGGAUGUGGAGGAAAGUGGCUUUUCACUUUCCUCCUUUGUUUGUAAGGUCUGUUUUGGGAUCUGGAGCCUGGAGAUUUCAAAGAGAUCUGGGAGGGAUGAAAUCUCCAAUCCUGGGACCAGGUUUUGGGAAUGGCCAGGAGACUGAUUGCACAGGUGUGUGCUGGCCU